AUACUGGGUUCAGUUUUAUAUGCUGGAGGACAACCAAAGAUAGUCAUUGAUCUAAACGAGACUGUUUCUCCCAGGAUAGUCAACACCUAACACUUGAGUCGGGAACGGGAGGAAAACUUAGGAUGAAUGGCUUCCAGGACCAACAACAUAGCCUCAACAGUGAUCAAGUUGGCUGAUCCGGACAGUCGGCAGUAAUUUACCAGUACUACUUGUAAAGUAUAGUAUGGUACCAGCAGUUGGCAUUAGUGGUUAUCUGUAAUUUUCUGGAAGACUAAAACCUGUGAUGACACAGACUAAGGGACUCAUGGUAGUGUCUUUAAUUUUAUUGAAUGUUUAGACAAGAAAUUUUUGUAGAACAUGUUUAAAAUGAGUGAUAUUUUAUACUGUGUACAAAACCUGUUCUAAGAGUGUUGUGAACAAAUUCUACUCAAAAAAAAACAGAAACCAUGGCUUUCAAGUGUUCAGAGUGUGGCAAAGAGUUUUCUUUUGUAUAUGCACUUAAUGUUCAUAUGCGUGUCCAUACUGGGGAGAAACCCAUUAAGUGUGAUAAGUGUGAAGAGACAUUUAUGUGGAGAAGUGAACUUAAAAAACAUUCUGCAAAGCAUAUUGAAAAGAAGUCUCAUGAAUGCACAGUAUGUGGGGAGGAAUUUUCACACAGGAAACUUUUGCAAAUGCACAUAUGUACUGACACUGGAGAGAAACUUUAUCAAUGUAAGCAGUGUUAUAAAUCAUUUGUGAGUAGUUAUAACCUUAAGAGGCAUCUGUUUCUUCAUGGGAGGAAAUCAGAAUAUAAAUGUUCAGUAUGUGACAAAACUUUCAAAAGAAGUUGGUAUUUAAAAAAGCAUAUGAAUGUGCACACAAGGGAAAAGACUAAAACCUGCAUGAAAUGUAAUAAAUCAUUUUCCAAUAUUUAUACUCUUGAGGCACAUACAAGGAAUGUUAAUUGUACAUGGGAACCAAACCUUAAAAGUUGUUCACUGUGCAACAAAGAAUUUCGAAGUGAUUCAAACCUUGAAAUGCACAUGCGCACUCACACUGGAGAAAAACCUUUCAAGUGUUCAACAUGUAAAAAGGUUUUCAUGUGGUCAGAUGAACUUAAAAAACACAUGCGCACUCAUAGCAGUAGAAAAUCUGCUCAGAUAUGUGUUAUCUGUAAAAUGGAGUUCAAGUCAUCAGCAAGUCUUGCAGUACAUAUGUAUUCCCAUAAUAAAAAAGAUUGUGAGAUAACCAGUGACACUAAAGUUAUACUACAGCACACAGUAGAGAAUCCACAUGUGGGUCUUAAUGAACAAAGUAAAUCCUCAGCAAGUUUUGACUGUCAGGGUAACAAUACAGCAGACAUUGAGAAAAGUAGAAAGUUUCAUAUAGAAACAGUUUAUAUAAAAUCUGAGGAUAUGAACAGCUGUCAGGAAAAUUACAUAAAGAAAGAAAUACAAAUAGAUGAUGUUUUUGUCAAAGAAGAAAUGGAAGAUUAUGACAUUUAUUGAUUUGUUCUGUUGCGCUUUCUUUUUUAAUAUUGGUGUCUUGUUCCACUCAUUAUUGAAUGUCUUAAAUUAUAUCUCUGUGUAUGAAUGAAAUGAUCAUGAAGUUUUGGGGGAUUUCAGUAAUGCUUAACUCUUUUACAAAGACUGCCAGAUUUAUGUAAGAGGAACAAGGUGAACCUGCUGUAGGACUAACUGAGUUGUCCUGUGUACUGAUUAGACCACUGUGUGGUAUCCCCAUUAAAGACGAUACAGUACAGUGGUCCCUCGGUUAACGAAUGGCUCGAUUAACGAAUUACCUCCCAGAAGUAUCUUCAAUUCGGUUAACGAACAAAACUUCGAUUCACGAAAUCCUUACGAACA
This is a messenger RNA of Homarus americanus (American lobster), 1844 nucleotides long. RefSeq names its product zinc finger protein 525-like. Gene Ontology annotation, molecular function: DNA-binding transcription factor activity, RNA polymerase II-specific; RNA polymerase II cis-regulatory region sequence-specific DNA binding. NCBI's taxonomy places the organism in Eukaryota, Metazoa, Arthropoda, Malacostraca, Decapoda, Nephropidae. The coding region runs from base 447 to 1487 and encodes 346 amino acids. The transcript has 2 exons. The record is from RefSeq and is a predicted model, not a curated record. Gene Ontology annotation, biological process: regulation of transcription by RNA polymerase II.